Molecule: messenger RNA, 2342 nt
Organism: Gadus macrocephalus (Pacific cod)
Lineage: Eukaryota; Metazoa; Chordata; Actinopteri; Gadiformes; Gadidae
Product: adhesion G-protein coupled receptor G5-like
Exons: 14
Coding region: 173-2056 (627 amino acids)
Biological process (GO): adenylate cyclase-activating G protein-coupled receptor signaling pathway; cell surface receptor signaling pathway
Cellular component (GO): membrane
Molecular function (GO): G protein-coupled receptor activity
Source: RefSeq, a predicted model, not a curated record
GCACCUGGUAUAUUAGAGCGGCGUACCCAAACAACGUGCUGCUGCAGCUCGCUCGGUAAAUGAGCACUCAUGCAGCGACUACUCUUCGAGAGAGGAGCCACGAUUUCUCCUGUUGCAAGAGUCGAAGCUAAGCAAAACAAUUUCAUUUCUUAUUUAUUUUAAAGGAAGUACAAUGUCUCUGUCUUUGGUUCUGCUGCUUCUUCCAGGAAUCCUGUCCACGGAAGUGUGUGUGAACAUUUCAAAUGGAGUUGUGGAGAUGAAGUUACUGGAUCUCGUCGUCACCGAUGAAAGAGAUGAUAAGAUCUUCAACUGCAUGCACAAGGAAGAGCCCUGCUACAUCAACUGCACCAACAUGUUAAAUGGAGUGCAACUGUUUUACAAUAACUCAAAUGCUUGUAGCCCAGUUUGUUCUAAUUGGAACCUCACCGCUAAUUUCAACAUAGGUCCAAAUGUGACUUGCAGAGUAGCUGCUUGCACUAGGAAUCAGUCCGAACUUAUCCUGAAGAGCGUGAACCAGUCAAGGAAUGGGAUGGACCGAAUGGUGGAGAUACACCUAUUACGACUUAUGUGCUCUGACCUAUUUUCAGAAGACCAAGAUCUGCAGAUACUUUUCUUAAAAGUAGAGCUACAAUUAAUCCACCUCAUCAUGAAUAUGAUGAAGGAGCAGGGAAAGUACGUUCCGGGAGUGAUGCACCAAUUGGACCUGAAGUACAUGGCGUUCAACAUCUUCCCCAUUGGUAAUAAAAACCUCACCCGCAAUGAAACCAUCACCGGCAAUGAAAACCCCGACGACAAUCUCAUUAAGGUUUCUCAGCCGGAUAGUGAUCCUUCAGUGUGGUUACCUGAAGACGCUCUGGGAAAAAUCAAGGAAGAUAGGAGGGUUGUCAAUUUGGUGAACUACCAGUCGACACAACAGUUUGAACUCCAUCAAGAGGAGUUUGUUUCCAAGGUGACCAGGAUAGAGUUCCUAGGAAUGCAUUCGCUGUCAAACCUCAAAACCCCAAUAGAAAUUACCUUCGAUAUUCAAAGCAAUAUUUCGGAGGAGGUAGAAUGUCAAUAUAUGGAAGAAGAAGGCUCCAAUUGGAAAAACGAUGGCUGCAGAACUUCUCGGAAUGCUACUGUGGUCACUUGCAAGUGCAACCAUACAACAGCCUUUUCUGUGCUCUUGGUUGCCCCUUCGCCAUCUAUUCCGCCAGAACAUUGGAAAAUUUUGUCCUACAUCAGUUACAUAGGCUGUGGCCUUUCUGCCUUUUGCUCCGCCCUAUCCCUCAUGAUCUAUGUCGUCACAAGGAAGCCGAGAGAGGAACCGUCUAUCUUCAUCCACGUGUCCCUGAGUGGGGCUUUGUUCCUGCUCAACUCCUCCUUCCUGCUGACCGAGUGGGGGGCGAGGUGGGACCCGGGCUGGGUGUGUGAGCUCAUUGCGGCCCUCGUGCACUACUCCCUGCUGGGCUCGUUCAGCUGGAUGGCGGUCGAGGGUCUGCACCUAUACCUGUUGCUGAUCAAGGUGUUCAACACCGAAUACAACCACUACCAGCUGAAGCUCUCUCUGUUUGGCUGGGGAAUCCCUGCUGUCGUCGUUGGUGUAACGUGGAGUUUGAAGGAUGUAAAACAGAUUUAUGGCUUGUCAACAUUAACCAUGCUUGACAGCAACCAAACCACUAGCAUCUGCUGGAUCACUGACAUUACCUACCUCUAUGCAACUAAUGUGGUGUACUUCAGCCUGGUGUUCAUCUUCAACUCUGGCAUCCUGCUGAUCUUGGCAGUUCGCGUCUGCUGCAUGGUGACCACUCCGACCAGGAAGGGGUUGGGAUGGCGAACCGCCACCACUGUGGCGGGUAUCACCUGCCUUCUCGGGGUCACAUGGGGUCUCGCUUUCCUGGGCUCAGGAUACGUCAACCUCCCCAUCCUGUAUCUCUUCUGCAUUCUCAACUCAACACAAGGUGCCUUCAUCUUCUUCUGGAUUCUUGGCUUAGCCAGGAUUGAGAGAAAGAGAGCCUUGGAGGCCAAGAACGCUUCGGUCUCUACCAAUGAUUCCAAAGUCACUAGUGUAAAGUGAACCUGAAAUAUAUACCUUAAUACCUUAAUAUACGAUUUGUUAUUCAAACAAUAACCUUUUUGCAGAACCUGCAAUUUUUCUAUAUAUAGCUUUAAUUUCUUUAUAUUUGAACCAUUUAAACAAAUUAUUUUAUUUUUUGUAGUAUGUAUAGGUAUAAUCUCAUACCAUUCAACAUGAAUAAAGUAUAAUGUUAUCAUUAAACAUGAAUAAAGCAUAAUCUCAUCACUAAACAUGAAUAAAGUAUAAUCUCACCACUGAACAUGAAUAAAUAGUCAAUAGUAAUAGA